AUGAAGUUGCUUAUCCUGUGCGGUUUAAUCGCCUUGGCCUUUGGUCGUCAGGGUUUUGGACCCGGAGAACAGGAAUGGGGUUACGUGACUGUUCGUGAAGAUGCUCACAUGUUCUGGUGGUUGUACUUGACCACCGCUGAGGUUAAGACUUACGAAGAGAAACCUUUGAUCAUCUGGUUGCAAGGUGGUCCAGGUGCUUCCUCCACCGGAUACGGAAACUUCGCUGAAUUGGGACCUUUGGAUCUGGAUAGGAAGCCUAGGGAUUUCACCUGGGUGAAGGAUGCCAACGUUUUGUUCAUCGAUAACCCAGUUGGUACCGGAUACAGUUAUGUUGAUAGCGCCGCUGCUUAUACCAGGGAUAACAAGCAAAUCGCUGAAGAUUUGGUUGCUCUGAUGAAGGGAUUCUAUGAAAAGAUGCCCAGCUUCAAGACUGUUCCUCUUUACAUCACCGCUGAAAGCUAUGGAGGAAAGAUGGCCGCUGAAUUUGGUUUAGUCUUGGACAAGGCUAUCAAAGACGGAGAAAUCGAAUGCAACUUAAAGGGUGUUGGCUUGGGAGAUUCUUGGGUAUCUCCAAUUGAUUCAGUCCUCACUUGGGCCCCAUACUUGCUUCAUUUCGGAGCUGUUGAUCAAGCUGGUUAUGACAAGAUCGAAAGCGCCGCUCUGGAAACCAAGAGGCUUCUGGAAGCCGGACGUUUCGUCGAUGCUACCGACAUGUGGAGGGAAACUGAAUACGUCGUAAUGGAUGUCACCCACGAUGUUGACUUCUACAACGUUUUGAAGAAGAUCGGAAACGGAUACAGCAAACAUUCUGGUAAGAUCAUUGCCAAGCCAUCAGCCAGGGAUUUGGAUGAUGUGAAAUUGGACAUUUUGAUGAACGGAGAUGUAAAGAAGGCUUUGGAUUUGAACGUGCGUUGGGGCGCACAGAGCGGAGCAGUCUUCAGCUACUUGAGCGGAGACUUCAUGAAGGCCAACACCGAAGUCGUUGAACAAUUGCUCAAUUCGACCGACAUCAAAGUGUUCGUCUUCUCCGGCCAAUUGGACUUAAUUGUCGAUACUCCCGGCACAGUUCUGUGGGUAGACCGUCUCAACUGGGCGGGAAAGAAGCAAUGGGAGACGGCCAAGAGGAACGUCAUUUCCGUUGAAGGAAUCAACGAAGGUUACCGCAAGGAAGUCGGAAAUUUGGGAUUAUACUGGGUCAACAGAGCAGGUCACAUGGUUCCGGCCGAUAAUCCGAAAGCCAUGGACUUCAUCUUGAGGAAACUGACCAACGAUUACGCAGCGUAAUCCUGUUCUCAAAGAUGUCUACAAUUUGAUACACUUGAACGGAAAUCGGAGAGAUGUGCUUAUCUCUAGCUCUCUCACUUCAUUGCAAUUAAACUAUUUAUAGAUUCGA
Messenger RNA from Nicrophorus vespilloides, 1393 nucleotides. RefSeq names its product retinoid-inducible serine carboxypeptidase-like. Gene Ontology annotation, biological process: proteolysis. Gene Ontology annotation, molecular function: serine-type carboxypeptidase activity. NCBI's taxonomy places the organism in Eukaryota, Metazoa, Arthropoda, Insecta, Coleoptera, Silphidae. Bases 1 to 1284 code for a protein of 427 amino acids. The transcript has 7 exons. The record is from RefSeq and is a predicted model, not a curated record.